Molecule: messenger RNA, 772 nt
Organism: Penaeus chinensis
Lineage: Eukaryota; Metazoa; Arthropoda; Malacostraca; Decapoda; Penaeidae
Exons: 4
Coding region: 271-582 (103 amino acids)
Source: RefSeq, a predicted model, not a curated record
GGCAUCAUGAGACCACUCCGUCCUCAUAGCGUGCCUCUUACAGUGCCUCCUUUAGUGUCAGACGAACGACAUAGCCAGCCAUCAUGAGGCACCAACAAGCAUUCCUUCUUCUGGUACUUUCUGCUUGCCUGUUGCCUCUCCUGCGAGCUCAUAAGGUAAAGCACGAAAAAUCCAUCAAGAAACACGAAGACGAAGCCGAAGUCAGAGCAACUAGAAUCAUUGGAAUCGGAUGAAGAAGACGACGAUGAGGAAUUCGAUCUCGAAGAAGAGAUGUUCGGAAGCCACAACCGAGGUCGUCAGGGGAUCAACCUCCUGGACGAGAGCAUGGAUGUGGUAUUGAGCGAACCUACAGACCGUGUUCUGCGCGCUCUGGUUGCUCCCGAGGGUCACCCCAAGAAACUCUCUUUCGAUCAGGUGAGGAAAGUUCACCAAGAAAGGAUGGCGAGAAUUGCCGAGGAAAACGUGGACCGCUCGCCCUUCCAACAAGAUUUCCAGGAAAUGUUGGAGAAAGAACACGAGGCGGUUGACAAGGAUGACGACAACGAAGGCUUCCUGAACAAAGUCCUCAGAGCAGUUUGGUAAAUGAUCGGACUCGGAAAAUAUGCUUGAUAGAUUUCCUGAUUCAGUUUCCACUCAGAGGAAUAUAAUGGAUGGAUAAAAGCCACAUUCGCAAGUGCAUGGGCUGUGCAGUACGCCCGGAUUAUUUGGGAUUUGUAUGAAGGAUUCGUAAUAUCAAUGUCAAAAUUAUGGUUAGAAUAAAAUGGAGGGAAAA